UGUGCAGUGUGUCCACAUGUGUUCCACUGGAGUGCUCUGAAGUAUAUGUUGCUGAGGAGUUAGAGAGCCGAAGCCGCCUCCAGACUGAAAAAAUAAGUAUGGGGCUGUUGUUGACGCCGUUGUUCCCCACAGUCCUGUGCCUCCUCGUCAGCCUCAGGGUGGCUUUGACUCUGCCCCCUACAGCUGCACCUCUGGUGCCAGACAAACCCUUCGUGGUGAUAUGGAAUGCACCCACUCAUAAAUGCAAACAAUCUGCUAGCCCUUUAGACAUGUCAGCGAUGCAGGCAGACACCACGCCGGCUGCUGUGCCUAAUCAGUUCCUGACUCUGUUUUACAAGAAGCGGAUCGGAGCGUACCCUUACACGGACGUAAAGACCGCGAAGGAGUACAAUGGAGGCAUUCCCCAAAAGGGCAAUCUUACAGCUCAUUUGAUGCAGGCCCGAGCAGACAUCGCAAAACACAUUCCUGAGCUGACGACACCUGGCCUGGCUGUGAUCGACUGGGAGGAGUGGUUACCCCUUUUUGACAGAAACCUGGACGAAAAACAACUGUACCGUAACCUGGCCUUGAACUACACAGUCAACUUGAACCCCUUACUUAUCUCAGACCAAGCUGUUCCAGAGGCUAAACAACAGUUCCAGAAGGCAGCCAGGAGUUACAUGGAAGAGACUCUGAGUGUGGCCACCAGUGAAAGGCCACUGUACAGGUGGGGGUUCUAUCUGUUUCCAGACUGCUACAACUACAACACAUCGGAGCCAGGCUACACAGGAAGCUGCUCCGAAACAACCAAGCAGCUGAACGAUGAGCUCCUGUGGCUGUGGAACAGCAGCACAGCUCUCUUCCCCUCAGCCUACCUGUGGACGGCCCUCAGCGGAGACCACAAGGCUGCUCUGUUUGUCCGUAAUCAAGUGCAGGAGGCCCUGCGUGUGUCAGCUCUCCCCAAGCGCCCCUACACAGCACCAGUCUACCUCUACGCUCGGCCUGUCUUCGGAGAUCAAAACCAGAUCUACCUCAGUGAGAUGGACCUCGUGAGGAGUGUUGGAGAGAGCGCAGCCCUGGGGGCUUCCGGAGCCGUGCUGUGGGGUUCCAGCGUUGACUUUGCUAGUAAGGAGUCAUGUGAGGCCCUAUCGUCAUACCUGAAUGCCACACUGAACCCUUACAUCGCCAACGUCACAGGCGCGGCCAGACUGUGCAGCAGCAUGCUCUGUGAGGGCAAGGGCCGCUGUGUGCGGAAGAACUCCGACUCCGACGACUACCUGCAUCUCAACCCCCAGAGCUUCCGCACGGAGAAGAGGGACGGGAGAUACCGGAGCGCCGGGGUACCCACACUCAGUGACCUCACGGCCUUGGCUGACAAGUUCACCUGCCAGUGCUAUGAGGGUCAGCAGUGCUCCGCUCAGAGCUCUUUCAUGAUUCCCGAGACUGAGAUGAUCUUUCAGGUGUAGUCCACCUCAAAGUGCCCAACAACUGUCCUUAUAGAAUACUUGUUUAGACAUUGUCAUCAACAUAUCAUGUUGUUUAAAUUCUCCAUACAAAACAGCUUUGUGAAUAAAAAACUCAAUGGUU
Messenger RNA from Clupea harengus (Atlantic herring), 1566 nucleotides. RefSeq names its product sperm adhesion molecule 1 (gene spam1). The record is from RefSeq and is a predicted model, not a curated record. Gene Ontology annotation, molecular function: hyalurononglucosaminidase activity. Gene Ontology annotation, cellular component: acrosomal vesicle. NCBI's taxonomy places the organism in Eukaryota, Metazoa, Chordata, Actinopteri, Clupeiformes, Clupeidae. Gene Ontology annotation, biological process: carbohydrate metabolic process; hyaluronan catabolic process.